This is a messenger RNA of Pectinophora gossypiella (pink bollworm), 2089 nucleotides long. RefSeq lists its product as uncharacterized. The record is from RefSeq and is a predicted model, not a curated record. The transcript has 2 exons. NCBI's taxonomy places the organism in Eukaryota, Metazoa, Arthropoda, Insecta, Lepidoptera, Gelechiidae. Bases 86 to 2071 code for a protein of 661 amino acids.
CGAAUUCAAACAACGGUACGAUACCUACAAUACAUAAAAUAAUUCGGCUCGAUCGCAAUUUUACUAUAUCAAAGUCCGCUCAAAAAUGUGUUUUAAUGGCUACUGGAGUAUCGAAAAAUGCAAAGAACAGAACGAGAGCGACGAUCAUUGGGAAUUACGAAGGCGGUUCAUGGAACGAUGGAGGAAUCAUUAUCCAGAAAGCAAGCUGAUGUGUUUGGCUAAAGUCUUUGCGAAUAUGGAGUGGCUGGGGUGCCGGUACCCUACUGAAAUCAUGAAAGAAGUAGCCGCGCUCUCCUAUGACGUACUCGAGGACUACAGAAGUGCUUGUGCAGACAAAAUAAAACGUACAUUUGUUCCGGCUUGGGAUUACCCCUCAGAACCUUCUGGUAACCUGGAGACAUAUGAGGAUUGGUUCGAAUCAGAAGAGGAAGCGGUUGCACCUUUGCAGGAAGGUGAAAAUUUACAAACUGCCGAGAAAAAGAGACAUCGGUCCGGGGCUGAGAAGCGGCGGUACGCCUUUUGGGUCAAGCUUGGCUACUCUAAAAAGGAGGCUGCUGCACGCUGCCCACGCCCAUUAGCAGAUUUCCCCGAGUAUAAACGAGAGGAUUAUCCCACAGAACCUUCUAGAAACCUGGAGACACCAUGUGAGGAUUGGUCCGAAGCAGAAGGAGUAAUCACUUUUACUUCGGGUGCGAUUACACCCGAUUCAUGGGAAGAUCAGGGCUCACAAAAUUCCGAGAAAAAGAAACAUCGCUCUGGGGCUGCGAAGCGGCGGUACGCUUUGUGGCUCAGACGUGGGUACACUAAGGAGGAAGCUGCCGCUCGCUCCCUACGCCCAAUGGCGGAUUGCCCUGAGCUUAAACCAAAGCAUGCUGGGGAAGGAUCAGGGCUCCAACCGCGAGCGAAAAAAAGGCCCAGAGAUGAAACAUCCUCACUGGAAGAACCUCACAGGAAGACAGCUAGAAGUGAGACUGUUGGCAGACCUACCCCCCCAAAGUUCACGGCAGUCGCCGAGUCCAUUAAAGUCGGUAUUGUGGACGAUAAAGGACCCAUGACUGAAGCACAAAUAGGGCUGGUCCAAGAUGCCAUCAUAGACAGGAUCCACAAGGGUACUACAGUGCCACAAUUCUUAGGUUCAUGUGUCAACCCAGGUUGGCUGAGCCUGAUCUGCCAGAACAAAGAAACCAAGGAAUGGUUAAUGACCACCAUCAGGUCAAUCGAGCUUUGGGACGGAGCUUCAUUACGCGUGGUCACUAACUUUCCCAAGCCCACCAUCAUAACAUGUACUGUCAAGGAUGUUAGAACCGACCCUAAAGUAUUAUGUUCAAGGUUGGCAAUACAAAAUCAAGACAUGGAAAAAGAUAUUUCGCGCUGGAGACUCCUUAAUGCUGUUGUCAAAAAAGAUAGACGUAUUCUCUGCUUCCGUAUUGAUGAUGUGUCGUUGAAGAAGCUUCAGAAGCGUGGGUUCAAGUUAUGCCUCAAUUUGUCAAUGGUCACAUUUCGACAUCAUUCUAAAGCCAAAAUGGUAGAAGAUAGUGGGCCAGCUGAACCCGAUAGUGCAACUGAGGCCUCGGACGGUGAAUGCUUUCAACAGCCUUCUUCAACCCAAACUGCUUCCACAUCCACCAUAUCCAGACCCUCGUUUCACCCUCAACCAGGGAGUAGCAAAGUUCCUUUCAACAUUGACGAAUGGAACGCAAAGAAGUGGCAAGACCCAACUCAAUCAUCUGUGGAUUACUCACAGUGGAGGUUUCUACCGCGUCUACCCAUAGAAUCACAAGACUUAACCCAAACGGGUAAUAAAUAUCCAGUCAUGCAGCGGAGUAGCAAAAAUCCUUUCGAAUGGAACAACCCAAAGGUCCCCCAAUACCGAAUGUCUUCAUCGUUCACGGGUUGCACACAGUGGAAGCUAGGACCACCAGUACAAGACCAUAUACAACCGAACAGUCAGAUCACAGAACGGCAACCACUUCGAACAUUCAGUGCUGGGUCAAGGGGGCACUUUAAGACCCAUGGCACUAGAGGUCGGGGCGCUUCUGUCAGGGGCAGACCGGUACAACUGCUUGACUGAAAAGUUUCCCAGAAACCC